Ectocarpus sp. CCAP 1310/34 is the source of this 1491-nucleotide messenger RNA. Lineage: Eukaryota; Phaeophyceae; Ectocarpales; Ectocarpaceae. The record is from the annotation of a GenBank genome assembly.
UUGAUUUUGAGAAGGAUGUUGGUUUUUUUAUGUCUGACGUGUUCACGAGUGCGGAGUCUGAUGUGUCAAUGCCUGGUGUUCCCCGCGUGCCUGCUGUGCAUGAACGUUCUGACGAUGAGUUCGGUGUCUCGAAGUUUGGUGUGUCUACUCAUGAUGUACCCCGCGUGCCCGCUGUACUUGAGAGUCCUGAUGAAGAGGUCGACGUUUCGGAGUGAGAUGCAUCUGUCCCUGCUGUACCAAGUGUGCCUGGAAAGCCACGAUGGAUUCCGAUCUAGAACCCCCCGUGUGACGGAUGCUUCAGCGGAAUACUCGGCGAAGAUGAUUGAUGUGCGGGAGAGUGAAGAAUGUGAACGCGCUAUGGCUGUGCUGGGUCCCGGGAAGACACCUUUUAAUGUCGGCAAUGCACAAAAUGUUAUGGAUAUUAACACGUUCCACAACCGUGCCGGCCACUUGUCCGAACCCAUUUUGAGACUGUCCGCGAAGCAACACGGGAUUACCCUCACGGGCACGAUGGACAGCUGCCGAUGGUGCUUGCCAGCGCGUGGGACGAGGGCGCCGGUGCCGAAGCAGGGGGGCGGGUACCGCCGCAAGAGGGCGCGGAACGACGUGUUCCACAUCGACCUCUGCGGCGCGUACACGGCGACGAUCGGUGGCAGCCACUAUAUGCUCUUCGGUGUGGACGCCGCCACGGGAUGGAUGGUCUGCUACGCCAUGCGGAGUAAGUCGGAGGUGCUAGCGGUCGUCAAGCGCAUGGUCGUGAAUGCCGCCCACACGGCUGGUACCGCGAUCAAGUGCAUCCGUUGCGACUGCGAUGCCGUCUGGACCAGCAACGACUUCAAGGAGUUCUGUGCCAGCAUGGGGAUCGCGCUCGAGUACUUUCCUCCCGGAGUGCAGCAGUACAACGGCGUCGUCGAGAGCGCCAUCCAGAGGUGCCUCAAGGUGGCCAAGGCAUCCAGGCGGGCCGCCCUGGAGCUGCUUGACCCCGCAGGAACUCUACACGGGCAAGGGAGGCCCUUUUCGCUUGANGUGCAGCAGUACAACGGCGUCGUCGAGAGCGCCAUCCAGAGGUGCCUCAAGGUGGCCAAGGCAUCCAGGCGGGCCGCCCAGGAGCUGCUUGACCCCGCAGGUUUUUCUCGUGUCCGCGGGCUGAGUGUUCGUGGCGAUGAGCUCUGGGCGGAGUCCGCAAAAGACGCCGCGCAGAAGCUGACCCAGUCAGCGUCUCCUUCCAACCCCGGGGGUGCGUCGCCGCAGGAACUCUACACGGGCAAGGGAGGCCCUUUUCGCUUGAUCCCGUUCUUCCAGUACGGUUUCAUGUGGGAGCGGCCGGCGACGAAAAUGGACGGCAGGGCCGUGCCGUUUUUUUUUCUCAACGCCGGGGACAACCACGCCGACGUCACGGUUACGGUGCUCAACGAGAGGACCGGCCACGUGUGUUACACCUCCAAUUUAGCGUGGGCGGCGCUCCCGCCGUCGGGGGGUGGGGCGCAAUGA